AUGGAGCGCAGUGCUCCCAUCGUCCUGGAGCAGGAGCAGCAGGUGGGGGCGGCGAGGGAGAAGAAGGUGAGAGCAGCUGCGGGGAGGGAGAGCAGCAGGGGCAGUGAAGGAAGGGAGCUGUUGGAGGUGGCGCAGGCCAUAGCGGGGGACUUGGGGGCGUUUGACAAGCUAGUUAUCAUCGCCAAGGCGAGAGUCGGCACUGCCUCCAACAUCCCUCCUUCCCUCAUCCAUCUCAUUUACGCACUACUUCCCUCCUUUCCCCCGCUUCGACCCUGCUUCUCCUAUUCUGACUUGCAGCCCAAAGGUUCGCACCCCUACGACACUGUCUCCCACAUCCCUCUCAUAAGCCACUGCACCUAUUCGUUCUUUCCCCCCUUCUCCCUCCUCUUCCCUACUCCUCCCAGCUCCGCACCUGCUUCUCCCAUGCCAACGCUCACCUCGCUGUCCACGCCCGGACUCGUGGGAGGCGCUGGUGGUGAAGCUGGGCGAGGUUGCUGGACCUUCUCUCGCUGUCUUGCUGCUCUCUCCCACUGCCCCCCCCUUCGUCUAAUCACCCUCCAGGUGUGCAUUGUGCCACCGUCACUCUCCAUCAUUGUCCCCCAUUACCCAUCCCUUCACCCAUCCCCUUACCCAUCCCUUCACCCAUCCCCUUACCCAUUCCCCCCAUCCCCUUACCCAUCCCUUCACCCAUCCCCUUACCCAUUCCCCCCAUCCCCUUACCCAUCCCUUCACCCAUCCCCUUACCCAUUCCCCCCAUCCCCUUACCCAUCCCUUCACCCAUCCCCUUACCCAUUCCCCCCAUCCCCUUACCCAUCCCUUCACCCAUCCCCUUACCCAUUCCCCCCAUCCCCUUACCCAUCCCUUCACCCAUCCCCUUACCCAUUCCCCCCAUCCCCUUACCCAUCCCUUCACCCAUCCCCUUACCCAUUCCCCCCAUCCCCUUACCCAUCCCUUCACCCAUCGCCUUACCCAUUCCCCCCAUCCCCUUACCCAUCCCUUCACCCAUCCCCCUACCCAUUCCCCCCAUCCCCUUACCCAUCCCUUCACCCAUCCCCUUACCCAUUCCCCCCAUCCCCUUACCCAUCCCUUCACCCAUCCCCUUACCCAUUCCCCCCAUCCCCUUACCCAUCCCUUCACCCAUCCCCUUACCCAUUCCCCCCAUCCCCUUACCCAUCCCUUCACCCAUCCCCUUACCCAUUCCCCCCAUCCCCUUACCCAUCCCUUCAUUCACCCAUCCCCUUACCCAUUCCCCCCAUCCCCUUCCCCAUCCCUUCACCCAUCCCCUUACCCAUCCCUCACGCAUCCCUUACCCAUCCCUUCACUCAUCCCCUUACCCAUUCCUUCACUCAUCCCUCACCCAUCCCUCACCCAUCCCUUACCCAUCCCUUACCAGUCCCCUCACACACUGAUCACGCAUCACUAUCCCUGUGUCCCCCGUUCCUCUCAACCACCCAUCAGACGUGCAUACUCCAAGCAGUACUACCUUCCAUCCCUCGUCACUCGCAAGCAGCCCCUACACUUGCAAUCACGCGUCUCUGUCCCUGUACCUCGCUUCCCCUGUCACCCAUCAGCAGUAAUACCGGCAGGGUCGCCUUCAGCAAGCCUUUAAGAGCAGAACAAUUGGACGGUACAUGGAAGGAUGGGGAAGUAAAAGGGUUCUGA
This is a messenger RNA of Closterium sp. NIES-65, 1662 nucleotides long. The record is from the annotation of a GenBank genome assembly. NCBI's taxonomy places the organism in Eukaryota, Viridiplantae, Streptophyta, Zygnematophyceae, Desmidiales, Closteriaceae.